This is a messenger RNA of Cyphellophora attinorum, 897 nucleotides long. Its product is annotated as Ribose-5-phosphate isomerase. The record is from RefSeq and is a predicted model, not a curated record. Gene Ontology annotation, molecular function: ribose-5-phosphate isomerase activity. Gene Ontology annotation, biological process: pentose-phosphate shunt, non-oxidative branch; D-ribose metabolic process. Gene Ontology annotation, cellular component: intracellular membrane-bounded organelle. The coding region runs from base 1 to 897 and encodes 298 amino acids. The transcript is spliced from 2 exons. NCBI's taxonomy places the organism in Eukaryota, Fungi, Ascomycota, Eurotiomycetes, Chaetothyriales, Cyphellophoraceae.
AUGGCGGACAUUGAGGCAGCAAAGCGUGCGGCAGCACAGGAAGCAGUCAGACAGCACUUCCCAGAGAACCCGCGCUUCGUAGGCAUAGGCUCAGGCACAACGGUCAAGUACGUUGUAGAAGCAAUCAAGGAUCUAGGAAGAGAUGUGUCACGGAUAGGCUUCGUGCCCACAGGCUACCAGUCGAAACAACUCAUCAUCGAAGCUGGACUGGUACCGAUCGAGUUCGAUGCCUUACCUGACGAUGCGCGCAUAGAAGUUGCGUUUGACGGAGCCGACGAAGUAGACGACGAUAUGAACUGCAUUAAAGGAGGAGGUGCCUGCCUGUAUCAGGAGAAGCUUGUCGCGAUGCGAUCAAAAGUCUUCAUCUGUGUUGCCGACCACAGGAAACUGCAAUCGCGGCUACUUACAAAGUGGCCGACCAUCCCAAUCGAGGUCGAACCAAAGGCCGCUCGUCAAGUGAUGCAACGUCUGAAGAUCCUGGGGAGCAGAAGUCCCGACGGAAAAGGUCCUUUCAUCCGCGAAGGCGCCAUGUUGAAGGCAGGGCCUAUCAAGACCGACCAGGACUUUUACAUCAUAGAUGCACCAUUCCCACAUCCUCUUCUUUCCGCCGAGGAUCUGGCCAACGGUAUGACAUCAGACAGUAGCAGAGGUAUCUGGGACGUUGAGGACAUUGCACGAACCAUCAAGGACAUCAACGGAGUGCUUGCCGUCGGCCUCUUCUGCGGACCCACCGGGCCUGAGGCAGAUGCUGCUGGUGUGGUGGGAGGUCAGAGACCUAUCGCAUGCUACUUUGGCAUGCCCGAUGGCUCGGUCACUCUGCGCAAAGCAGGCAAGAAGCGAGAUUCGGUCGUCCACCAAUAUCCUCCGAUACAGCCGGUCGUGUCGAAUUCGCACUGA